Molecule: messenger RNA, 924 nt
Organism: Aspergillus sclerotioniger CBS 115572
Lineage: Eukaryota; Fungi; Ascomycota; Eurotiomycetes; Eurotiales; Aspergillaceae
Product: putative toxin biosynthesis peroxidase
Exons: 3
Coding region: 1-924 (307 amino acids)
Molecular function (GO): peroxidase activity
Source: RefSeq, a predicted model, not a curated record
AUGAAAGUCCUCGCUAUCAUCUGCUUAUGGCUUACCAUCGUCCACUGCUACCCUGGCGGGAUGGACUGGGACUAUGCGGUUCGAUAUCACCAGCAAGUUCUCCUCGAAGAUACUGACCGUGGAUUUGGCUUGAACGAGCCAUUCAUCCCGACCCCCGCUCAUAUUCUCCCCGAAAAAAAGCCCUUCCUGAUCAACGAGUCCGUCAACUACUACGAGAGACGCUUCAACGGUUCAGGACCAGACGGGAACUACCGUCGCUCGUCAUGCCCCGCGGUAAACGCGCUGGCCAAUCGGGGUUACAUUAAUCGAACAGGACGUAAUAUCAGCUAUUCCGAGCUGGCGCAUGCCGUUCGACGAGUCUGGAACUUUGGUGAUGACAAUACCAACCAUACUAACUCUGACAUGCAGAGCAUGCUGGUUCUGGCUCCGACGUUCGCAAUGCAUGGGUGGCCUGAGACCAUCGAUCUGGAUCAAUUCAAUGCAUGUCCCACUCCCCCCUUCCACUCAUCCCUAUCCUUACCAUCAACUAACAUUCCCCACCAGGACGACCAAGUCCAAUACGUGAUCAAUUGCCCCGCUGCACCAACUCGCAAUGACCGUGCGGUGGGCGAUAACAUCAACCUCAACAUGACGCUUUUCGAAUCCCUCCUAUCAUUCUCCAAAGACGGCGAAACGCUUUCCCUUGAAGACAUGGCCGAGCAUCACCACUUGCGACACAACCAAAGCAAAGCCGAGAACCCGGGGUUCGUGUUUGGCAACCAAGGCGCAAUCUGUUCGCUAGCCCAAUACACAAACAUGGUGGGGGUCCUUGGUAAGUUUGGCAAACACGGUCGAACGACUUUGUUUGUCGAUGAUGUCAAGACCUUCUACCUGGAUGAGGAUAUCCCGCGGGAUUAUGAGCGCAGAGAAGCCCCUGUGAGUUGA